AUGAACCUUUCAUACGGAGCUCCCGUGUCCAGAAAGCACAUCAUUUCCCCCAGUGAGGCAUCUUCUGCCAUAACGUCCCCAACUCAUUCCAUUGCAUCAAGUAGAAUGCCCCCGAGACAUGAAUUCGAUAGAGCCCCCAAAGAUUUUGAUGAAGACAACUUUGAGAAGAGAUCAUCUAACACCCGUUACGCGGACAAUAAAGAUGAAACUGAAACGAUUGAAAUCGCGCCCGGGAUUACGGUGGAGGGAUCGGUAGCAGAUUUG
Molecule: messenger RNA, 264 nt
Organism: Brenthis ino (lesser marbled fritillary)
Lineage: Eukaryota; Metazoa; Arthropoda; Insecta; Lepidoptera; Nymphalidae
Source: the annotation of a GenBank genome assembly